Messenger RNA from Nicotiana attenuata, 750 nucleotides. RefSeq lists its product as uncharacterized. The record is from RefSeq and is a predicted model, not a curated record. The transcript has a single exon. The coding region runs from base 1 to 750 and encodes 249 amino acids. NCBI's taxonomy places the organism in Eukaryota, Viridiplantae, Streptophyta, Magnoliopsida, Solanales, Solanaceae.
AUGGCAUUAAGUAGUAUGAGGAACCUUAUAACUCGAGCUAAGAUAUUGAUAGCCAGCAAAAGUGGAGUCAUGCGGAUUUAUCACUGCCCAGAAGAAGCCAAUGAUGAGUCUUUGCCUUCUGAAUGGUAUGAGAAAGCUUUCUCAAAAUUAACAAAAUUGAGCCACUUGCUUAAGCAUGUGGACUUUGUUGAUAGUAAGCUAGUCAAUGUUAAUGACUGCUCAAGAGUUUAUGAUGAGAGCUUAGAACAAAAGAUGUCUACUUUUAAAUCACUGGCUAGGACCAUUAUUGGGUGUCCGUCAAUGCAAGAAAUGAUUAAGAAAAAUGUGAUGGAAGCAUUAGCUGAUACACAAUACGACCAGCCUGUGUAUUUCAGUAAAGCUAGCAAGAGGGAAGCGAUUGCAAUUGAUUCCCUCACAAAAAAGUCGAACUUAUUGAAUGUUUCUGCACAACAAAGGAAGCUUGUCAGGCAAUCGAUAUGUGCACAGGUCACAAAGUAUCCGAUAUCGACAGGGGCACUCGAGGAGAUACUUAGUGGACUGAAGUCUGAGAUAGAUUUUCCAAAUAGUAGGUGUCCGAGUAAAGAAUUUAAUAUGGUGCAGCAAAUAGUUACAAUUUGUCAAAAGUUUUUAGAAAGUGCCACUUCUUAUGACCCUGAAUCCACUUCAUGGAUGCGCCUUGCACCUGCAAAGGGCGCAGUCACUCACUUCUCACGGGUGGGAAGUGAAAGUACAAGAGGGGGUGAAUUGUAG